GUGGGCUCGGUUUCUCCCGAGACCCCGGAAGUGACGGCUUCUAGUGUUUGCUAAGGCUUCUGACUAUUGCUAAGGCUUCUGACUCCGGCUUUGGGAUGGGUUGCGACGGAGGCACAAUCCCCAAGAGGCACGAGCUGGUGAAGGGGCCGAAGAAGGUCGAGAAGGUUGACAAAGAUGCCGAACUGGUGGCCCAGUGGAACUACUGUACUCUAAGUCAGGAAAUCCUGAGGCGCCCAAUAGUUGCCUGUGAGCUUGGCAGACUGUAUAACAAAGACGCUGUCAUCGAGUUUCUUCUGGACAAAUCUGCUGAGAAGGCCCUAGGGAAGGCCACCUCGCACAUCAGAAGCAUCAAGAAUGUGACAGAGCUCAAGCUGUCUGACAACCCUGCCUGGGAAGGAGAUAAAGGGAACACCAAGGGUGACAAGCAUGACGACCUUCAGCGAGCUCGGUUCAUCUGCCCUGUGGUGGGCCUGGAGAUGAACGGCCGGCACAGGUUUUGCUUCCUCCGAUGCUGUGGUUGUGUGUUUUCUGAGCGCGCCUUGAAGGAGAUAAAAGCUGAAGUUUGUCACACGUGUGGGGCUCCCUUCCAGGAGGAGGACAUCAUUGUGCUCAAUGGCACCAAGGAGGAUGUGGAGAUGCUGAAGAAGAGGAUGGAAGAGAGGAGGCUGCGGGCCAAGCUGGAGAAGAAAACAAAGAAACCGAAGAUGGCUGAGAGUGCUUCAAAGCUGGGUAUCACACAAGACUCUGCAGGGCCAUCAAAGGCGAAGGCGGGCAAGUCUGAGGAGGCGGACCCCGAUCCUAGGGAGAAGAAAAGCUCCUUGGCGCCCAGGGGCACAGCAUCUAAUGGCAGUGCUUCUGGGAAAGUUGGCAAGCCCCCAUGUGGGGCCCUGAAGAGAUCCAUCGCAGACAGUGAGGAGUCUGAAACCUACAAGUCCAUCUUCACAAGCCACAGCUCUGCCAAGCGCUCCAAGGAGGAGUCUGCCCACUGGGUCACCCACACGUCCUACUGCUUCUAAAGCCCAGCUGGGCCCUCGCCACAGGGCUUCCCUGUGGCCCUCAGGGCCACACUUGCUUGGUGUGGCAUCGUGCUAUAAAGCUGUCCUCUGCAAUCUUCGACCGGCGUGGUCACUUGCUGUGAGAUCCUGUGGGUCCUGGGAGUGAGAAGUCCCAUACCUGCCCACAGGCUGUACCUCCGCUUAGCCUGGAGACUGCUGCUCUUUAGCUAACAGAAAGCUCUGACUCCUCACUGUGUGCUCAGCUCAUUUCCGAAAUCAGAGUGGUAAGGGGGAAGGCCCUGAGCUUAGGGACAGACUCCAACAGUCUUAGACCUUGGUCCUCGUGAGAGAGGAAACACACCUGACUGCCUGGUACAAACCAAAGCCCUUUCUCUCGUCUUCCUUCUCUCUCCAAUACCUUGAUAAGAAAUGGCAGCCAUGUAGGUGAUGGUGGCAGGCAGGAAUGGCUCCUUUGCCAUCCCCACCAUUAAACUCGGAACCUCUGUAACACUUCACGGGGCACGAUAGAACUGCCUCUAGGCCAGUUCCAAAACCUGCUUCUGGGCUGGGCAGAUGGCUCCCUCAGUGGACACUUGUGGACCAAAGUUUGGGUCCCCAGAACCUUUAUAAAAGCCCAGUGAGCCCUUAACCAGCCUGGGAUCCCAGCCCUUAAGAGGCAGACAUGAGAUUCCCUGGGCAAGGCGCUAAGUUCAGGGUUUGGGGAGACCCUGCCUCAGAAACUAGCUGGAGUGCAAUUGAGAGAUUCCCAGUGUCAGCCUCUGGCCUCCACACAUGCCCACAAACCUGCAAACCCCUAAAGGCCCUGUUCCCAAAGCAAACAUGGCGGCAUGUGUAGUCCAAGCUGUCAGAGGCUGAGGCAGGAAGAUCACAGAGAGGUCAAAGCUGGCAGGGUUACAUAGCAAGACCUCACCUCAGGAAGCAACCCAGAAAAGCCCUGCUCCCACUGCCCCUGGGUUUCUGCUUGCAGGGGAUGAGGCUUGGCCCCAAACAUGUAGCAUUUGUUCUGGGACAGUGCUGGGGGCGCUGUGGAAGUGUGCAACAGGACAGGGUGUGAAUGAGUGUCGUCCAAGAGAACCUGGGCGCGUGACCUUUGUACUUAGAAAUUCAAAAUAAAGGUUGUAGAAAUGUU
Messenger RNA from Rattus rattus (black rat), 2145 nucleotides. RefSeq names its product replication termination factor 2 (gene Rtf2). Bases 96 to 1016 code for a protein of 306 amino acids. Gene Ontology annotation, cellular component: nucleus. Gene Ontology annotation, biological process: mitotic DNA replication termination; site-specific DNA replication termination at RTS1 barrier. The record is from RefSeq and is a predicted model, not a curated record. The transcript is spliced from 9 exons. NCBI's taxonomy places the organism in Eukaryota, Metazoa, Chordata, Mammalia, Rodentia, Muridae.